CUUAAUAUACGUCAUCUUCAGGUCUUGCAUCUCGUUACUCUUAAUUUUCCUUUUGAAUUACUUAAGUAUAAUUUCAUCUGAUCAGUUUGGAUCUGCGACAGAAAUUCCUUUUUUAGACCAACAAAGAGGUACUAGAGAAAGGACAGCGUUUUAUAGUUGUUACAGAAGAAGGGAAAUAAUUUUUUGUUCUUAAAGUCGUACCAGAGAACCCUCAACAGAACACAUACCACGAAGCAGACGGUGCAGCCCUUGAAAUAGAGAAAAUGGAUGACCUCGAUUAUCGUGCUAUCUCACCAGUCAUCAUGAAGGAGAUGUCCAGCAGACAACGAUUUGUUCGAUUUGAGGAAAGACUAGACACGAGUGACAUGUCAUCUGACAUGAUGUUGAAAAUAGCACAUGGAAAAUAUUUGAAUGCCUGGAAAGGAGUGCCAUUCUUGAAGGAUUGUCUUAGUCUCGCAAUAGUGCAGAAGUUAUUUUGGGAAGAGAAGCCUCAGACAGUCAUCGAGCUUGGCGCAUGGAAGGGUGGAUCAGCCUUGUGGUCAGCAGAUAUGCUGAAAAUUUUAGGUGUGAAGUCACAUGUCUUUUCUAUGGACAUCGAUCUUUCUCUUCUGGAUCCAGUCGCCAAGGAAUGCCCUGAUGUAACUUUCAUUGAAGGAAAUUCGAAUGAAAUUGAAAAAUGCUUCCCUCCAGAAUUGCUUCAGACUCUCCCACAUCCUUGGUUCAUUACUGAAGACGUGCAUAUUAAUAUAGUUGAAGUACUGAAAUACUUUGACAAAUUUACGGAGCCUGGUGACUACAUCUGUGUAGAAGAUACUAAUCCAUUAGCACCAAACCAGCCUGGCCAGGGACUCAUCAAAGAGCUUGGGUAUACUCCGUUUGGACAUUCGAAACUUGAUAAGUUAAAGGAAUUUAUGAAAACUCAUUCAGAGAGAUACCUUGUUGACCAACUAUAUACAGACCUCUUUGGGUAUAAUGUUACAUGGAACUCAAACGGUUUCCUCAAACGCGUUUAGAGGUCAUUCAUCGUGUCUCUCCUGGGUUUCAAGAAAGAAUGAUAGAAAUCAUUCAAAAUAAGCUUGGUCAAUUCAUGGAAUAAAAAACUAGUUUGAAACAAAUUAGUAGUUAAUGAUUCACUUCACAGCAACAGUCGCCUGCUAUUGUAUUGGCAGCUUCUGCUUCUAAGUAUUUUGGUCGUGGAAAGAUAAACUUAUGGGCACCUUCAGAUUAAGUGGUUUGUGACUUUUUAGCUCGAGAAAAUUGCACCUUGCCUGAUUUCGUGGCUGAACAGAUCAAUAAACAGAAGUAUUAAAAUUA
Molecule: messenger RNA, 1314 nt
Organism: Pocillopora verrucosa
Lineage: Eukaryota; Metazoa; Cnidaria; Anthozoa; Scleractinia; Pocilloporidae
Product: rhamnosyl O-methyltransferase-like
Biological process (GO): lipid biosynthetic process
Molecular function (GO): methyltransferase activity
Source: RefSeq, a predicted model, not a curated record